UGGGUGUCAAGUCUACUACACUAUAAAUCCAAGAUAAUCCUAGGGGAAGUUUAGACUUUAGCACAACCGAAGAUUCAGCAAGAUUUAUGCCUGAUAACUGGUUGUUCAUACUUUUCAUCGUGGUAUCGUGGCACUUAGAGAUCCGCCGGGUUGUACCUCUACGUUCGACAGUUGACAAGCUUCUACCCCUCAACUCAUGGCAUCUGAUUAAUAGACACGUAGCGUAUACCACUAGGGCACCGUGCUGGCGCUGCCAUACUUACUGGAAAAAGGAUCGAGUAUAUUCUUUACAGAAUGAGUGGACUGAAAAACAAAAUUGCAAUGCACGGUUAUUUGCGAUUCAGCUAUUUUGACUGACAUGGGGUGAUAUGACAAAUCUAGAGAAAAGACAGGAUGCAUAGUUCAAAGGACGUUCGACUGUCGUAGCGUACGGAUGUGUCUGUGAGUGCUCUGCAAAACAGCAAAUCUUGUCUCCAACGUAAACAAGCCUUCACUCUACGGUCCCCCAAAACCCCCUCGGUCCGCGAUAGGUCUUGAUCGACCAGGCCUAGGUCUGGAUCGACCCUCGAUCGGUCUAGACCGACCUCCAAUGGGACUUGAUCGAGGACUGGAUCGGCCUCCAAUGGGUUUGGAACGUCCCCCACUUGGACCAGAUCGUCCAACUAACAUCGACAGAGCUGAAAUUCGCACGGCUCUACAAAAUUGGCAGAUGGGACUGCAGGAGAAAAGUAAUGACAAGUUGAAGGCGCAACAACAACAGCAACAGUUUGCGGGGGCUCUGUUGAGAAGUAGUAGGAGUUUAGGGGAUGGCAAACCUGCAGUACAGCCAGAAUCCGUACAGGUGCCGCCAGUCCCCGUGCAAGCUUCUCAAGUGUACCCUCAAAAGAAGCCCAAUGUGAGGCGGAGAGAACCAAGGAGGCACACUCUACAGAACGGCAUCGACUACAACAUGUUGAAGAGGAUGAAGCAGAUUGAGCAGGAGAAAGAGGUCCUUAUGCAAGGGCUGAACGCUGUAGAAAAAGCCAGGGAUUGGUACUUGAAGCAGGUAGCAAUAGUACAGGAAAAAAUGAAGUAUUUGGGCAGAAUGGGACAUUUGGAACACUGGUCCGAAGCCCAACAAGAACGGAUAGAGCUACAACGUGCCCGCGUUUUGGAAGUGAACAGACACUUGGCCGCGCUAACCGAAAGUUGGGAACGCGGCGGACUGCCCCUGCAUAUGAACCUUGCGGUGCACCAUUUUCCGUUGCCUAUGCAACAGGACAUGGCGGACAGGUUGAAGCAGCAAAACAGGCUACUUACGGAGCUCAAAGAUAAAAUCAGGGAAAGAAGGGAGCCAGUUAAACUGGACAACUUGAGGUAAGCAAGAAGAGUGAAAGGAUUGCAGCGCUAGAAAGGGAGAAGACUAAUCUUCUUCAAAUUCUCCAACUGAGGUCACCAAACACUGCCAGGAAUAAUGGAACAGAAGAAGCUGUAUUUUAAACAUAAAUAAAUUGUAGUUUAGUUAGUUUAUUUCUGAUAAUAAAACACGAGCAGGGGUACAUUCUUCAAUUUGUUUUAUGAUAUUGUUCAGAAUGGUAAAAUAAGCAAUUUCCUUAUAAGUAGUCCAUGAAUAAAAUCAGAAACUAUUGUGAUGUGAUUUGUGACAGAGUAGUUAUAAUUUUAAGUUACCUUUAUAGGACAUUUUAUAAAAAUUUAUAGCAUUGCAUAUAUUGAUUGGAAAACGUUUAUUUUUAUCUCAGAUAUCAAAACGGAAUGUGUUAUUUAUUACAUGACAUUUUCAUCUAUCUCAUUACACUUAAGUGCCAUUUAUAACGAAAAUUUUAUAUAUUUACAAC
Messenger RNA from Acanthoscelides obtectus, 1835 nucleotides. Lineage: Eukaryota; Metazoa; Arthropoda; Insecta; Coleoptera; Chrysomelidae. The record is from the annotation of a GenBank genome assembly.